AAUAAAGGCGAACGGACCCGGAUUCUCUAAUUGACCCUUGACCUUUAUAAAACGAAAGUUAAAAACUGGAAAUGUUUAAUAUAAGUUUAAGUGUCUUCAUCAAGGAUACACGAUUCACAUUUAAAUGACUUAUUUAGUUACGAUUUACAGUUACUCUCUGAGAUAAGAACUGUACAGUCAAAACCUUAUAGCAGAUAUUUUCGACCAAAACAAACACUGACAGCACUACUAUCAUUCCAUUGCUGAAGGAAGCACUGAUAACACUAAUGGAGAAGGCACUGGAAGGGUCACAACAGUUAUACCACGAGCGACAGAGAAAGCAGUUGUGUGCACUGCACAUACUAAACAACUUUUUCCAGGCCCCAGUCUUCAAGCAAUCUGAUCUGGAUGAAAUCUGUACAAGAUUGACCCCCCAGAAGUUCUACAACCCUCACCGGGGCAUUCUGGGUCUGGGAAACUAUGACAUAAAUGUGAUCACUGCGGCCCUACAGAGCAAGGAUCUGUGUUUAGUAUGGUUUGAUAAACGAAAGAAUAUUUCUGAUAUAGAAUGGAUCAACGUUCAAGGGGUGAUUUUAAAUAUUCCAUCUGAUUGGAAGUUGGGUUUUAUUAAACUGCCUUUUGGUUUGAAACACUGGAUUCUUCUUCGAGAAAUCAACAAUACAUUCUAUAAUUUGGAUUCUCGACUUUCCAGUCCUGAAUUGAUGGGAACACGGGAUCAAGUCAGUGAAUACAUUAGCAAACUAAUUGCAAAUGAAGAGAAAACUCAGGUCUUGUUUAUUGUGAAACCAAAAGUAGAAGAGACAGGUGCAUGGUAUAAAAGUGGUAGCGGUGGGGACAUAGAUUCCAAUUUGGAUUCAGACGAUUCAUAUAUACAUGGUGGUGUGAACUGCUCUGAAGUGGCAACUUGAUCAGAAUUGGAAUAGAUUUAGAGAGAGACUGCUAAACUACUUUUAAUAAUCUCCAAAAGAACGUCCUGAAUAUAUGUGAGUUUUCUCUAUAAAUUUAGGGGCCCACCUAAUCUAGAUUGCAGGGGCAAACGGAAACUUGGAUUCUGCUUAUUUCCAUCAGUGUGUUGUAUAAGCAGUACUUUGUCUGACAUUUCACAUUCUAAUUUUGAUGUUAUUAUGCUCCCCCCAAAAAAAAUUUGGGGGGAGCAUAUAGUCGCCGCUUCGUCUGUCUGUGUGUCCGUCCGUGCACAAUUUUUGUACGGGCUAUUUCUAAGCAACUAAUGACUCGAAUUCAAUGAAACUUUAUGGGAAGCUUCACUACCAAGAGGAGAUGUGCAUAUUAUUAGCCGGUUUUGGUCGGAUGAUUUUUCACAGAGUUAUGGCCCUUUGAAAUUUUCCAUUAAAUGUACAUAUAGUGCAAUUCUUGUCCAGGCUAUUUCUCAGCAACUAAUGACUGGUAUUCAAUGAAACUUUAUGGGAAGCUUCACUACCAAAAGGAGAUGUACAUAUUAUCAGCCGGUUCUGGUCGGAUGAUUUUUCACAGAGUUAUGGCCCUUUUAAAUUUUCCAUUAACUGUACAUAUAGUGCAAUUCUUGUCCGGGCUAUUUCUCAGCAACGAAUGAUCGGAAUUCAAUGAAAAUUUAUGGGAAGCUUCACUACCAAGAGGAGAUGUGCAUAUUAUCAGCCAGUUCUGGUCGGAUGAUUUUUUCCAGAGUUAUGGCCCUUUGAAAUUUUCCAUUAACUGUACAUAUAGUGCAAUUCUUGUCCGGGCUAUUUCUCAGCAACUAAUGACCGGAAUUCAAUGAAACUUUAUGGGAAGCUUCACUACCAAGAGGAGAUGUGCAUAUUAUCAGCCGGUUCUGGUCGGAUGAUUUUUCACAGAGUUAAGGCCCUUUGAAAUUUUCCAUUGUACAUAAUUAUAGUGCAAUUCUUGUCCAAGCUAUUUCUCAGCAGCUUAUUACGGGAAUUUAAUGAAACUUUAUGGGAAGCUUCACUACCAACAGGAGUUGUGCAUAUUAUCAGCUGGUUAUGGUCGGAUGAUUUUUAUGCUCCCCCAAAAAAUUUGGGGGGGAGCAUAUAGUCGCCGCUUCGUCUGUCCGUCCGUCCGUCGUGCACAAUUUUUGUCCGGGCUAUUUCUCAGCAAUUAAUGACCAGAAUUCAAUUAAACUUUAUGGGAAGCUUCACUACCAAGAGGAGAUGUGCAUAUAAUCAGCCGGUUUAGGUCGGAUGAUUUUUCACAGAGUUAUGGCCCUUUGAAAUUUUCCAUUAACUGUACAUAUAGUGCAAUUCUUGUCUGGGCUAUUUCUCAGCAACUAAUGACCGGAAUUCAAUGAAAAUUUAUGGGAAGCUUCACUACCAAGAGGAGAUGUGCAUAUUAUCAGCCAGUUCUGGUCGGAUGAUUUUUUCCAGAGUUAUGGCUCUUUGAAAUUUUCCAUUAACUGUACAUAUAGUUCAAUUCUUGUCCGGGCUAUUUCUCAGCAACUAAUGACCGGAAUUCAAUGAAACUUUAUGGGAAGCUUCAAUACUAAGAGGAGAUGUGCAUUUUAUCAGCCGGUUCUGGUCGGAUGAUUUUUCACAGAGUUAAGGCCCUUUGAAAUUUUCCAUUGUACAUAAUUAUAGUGCAAUCUUGUCCGAGCUAUUUCUCAGCAACUUAUUACGGGAAUUUAAUGAAACUUUAUGGGAAGCUUCACUACCAACAGGAGAUGUGCAUAUUAUCAGCCGGUUAUGGUCGGAUGAUUUUUAUGCUCCCCCAAAAAAAUUUGGGGGGAGCAUAUAGUCGCCGCUUCGUCUGUCCGUCCCUCCGUCGUGCACAAUUUUUGUCCGGGCUAUUUCUCAGCAAUUAAUGACCGGAAUUCAAUUAAACUUUAUGGGAAGCUACACUACCAAGAGGAAAUGUGCAUAUUAUCAGCCGGUUUUGGUCGGAUGAUUUUUCACAGAGUUAUGGCCCUUUGAAAUUUUCCAUUAACUGUACAUAUAGUGCAAUUCUUGUCUGGGCUAUUUCUCAGCAACUAAUGACCGGAAUUCAAUGAAACUUUAUGGGAAGCUUCACUACCAAGAGGAGAUGUACACAUUAUCAGCCGGUUCUGUUCGGAUGAUUUUUCACAGAGUUAAGGCCCUUUGAAAUUUUCCAUUGUACAUAAUUAUAGUGCAAUCUUGUCCGAGCUAUUUCUCAGCAACUUAUUAUGGGAAUUCAAUGAAACUUUAUGGGAAGCUUCACUACCAAGAGGAGAUGUGCAUAUUAUCAGCCGGUUCUGGUCGGAUGAUUUUUCACAGAGUAAUGGCCCUUUGAAACUUUCUAUAAACUGUACAUAUAGUGCAAUUCUUGUCCGGGCUAUUUCUCCCCAACUACUGACUGGAAUUCAAUGAAGCUUUAUGGGAAGCUUAACUACCUUAAGGAGAUGCGCAUGAUAUUUGUGGGUUCUGGUUAGAUGAUUUAUUUAGAGAGUUAUGGCACUUUGAAAUUUUUAAGUUGCUCAACCAUCCAUCGUUUUUUUUUGUCCAAAGUUAUGUCCCUAAAGACAUUUCCUUUUAUCUGAAUAUAUAGUGCAAUAUUGUGACCAAAAAAAACUUUGGGGAGCAUCACCCGUCUCAUACGAUUUCUUGUUCACAGAGUUAUGGCCCUUUGAAAUUUUUCAUUGUAGAUAUAGUGCAAUUCUUGUCCGAGCUAUUUCUCAGCAACUUAUCACGGGAAUUCAAUGAAACUUUAUGGGAAGCUUCACUACCAACAGAAGAUGUGCAUAUCAUCAGCCGGUUAUGGUCAGAUGAUUUUUCACAGAGUUAUGGCCCUUUGAAAUUUUCUAUAUACUGUACAUAUAGUGCAAUUCUUGUCCAGGCUAUUUCUCCCCAACUACUGACUGGACUUCAAUGAAGCUUUAUGGGAAGCUUAACUACCUUGAGGAGAUGCGCAAGUUAUUAGUGGGUUCUGGUUAGAUGAUUUAUUUAGAGAGUUAUGGCCCUUUGAAAUUUUUUAGUUGCUAAACCAUCCAUCGUAUUAUUUUGUCCAAAGUUAUGCCCCUCAAGACGUUUCCUUUUAUCUGAAUAUAUAGUGCAAUAUUGUGACAAAAAAAAACUUUGGGUAGCAUCACCCGUCUCCGACGGUUUCUUGUUUUGUAUGUCAGGCUGAACUUAUUUCCCAGAAUAUUUGUUCCAUCAUACUUGAUGUCUGUCUGUCUUUCAUGUACUUUCUUUGCACAAAAGAACCUAACACUAAUCAUCCUCUUUUAAUUAAACUACAUGUAUAUACAGUCUCCUUAGAGUGGAAAACAAUGGCAUAUUGUAAAGUUAUUCUACUUAAAUGAAGGGCUAGUGUAUAGGAGUGCUUAUGUCAUGAUCUACUCUUCAUGGGUGAAGUAAUAAAGUGCAUUGAAUUAACUCUUUCAGUGCGGGAACCAAAUUUUGAAGGCCUUUGCAAACAGUUUGGAUCCUGAUGAGACGCCACAGAACGUGGCGUCUCAUCAGGAUCCAAACUGUUUGCUAUUCUGAUAGUAUUCUUUGAAAAAAAUCGAAGAAAAUGCUGAUUCAAGAAAUUCAGCAGACGACAUUUUAGCAGAAGACAAAUUACCCAGCAUGCAAAGGGUUAACAUAUCCUGAAUAGGAACACAAAUGUGUUAAGAAAUCCUAAAAUACAGUUAUGUGCUCCUAGACAUUGUCUGUCAUGAUUGCACGUUACAUUAUCAACAACAAAAUGUAAUGUAUGGUAUACUCCCUCUGAAUAAAUACAUACAGAUAUA
This is a messenger RNA of Dreissena polymorpha, 4678 nucleotides long. RefSeq names its product josephin-2-like. The transcript is spliced from 5 exons. Gene Ontology annotation, molecular function: cysteine-type deubiquitinase activity. NCBI's taxonomy places the organism in Eukaryota, Metazoa, Mollusca, Bivalvia, Myida, Dreissenidae. Bases 267 to 908 code for a protein of 213 amino acids. Gene Ontology annotation, biological process: protein deubiquitination. The record is from RefSeq and is a predicted model, not a curated record.